Molecule: messenger RNA, 1493 nt
Organism: Lipotes vexillifer (Yangtze River dolphin)
Lineage: Eukaryota; Metazoa; Chordata; Mammalia; Artiodactyla; Lipotidae
Gene: CLU
Product: clusterin
Exons: 9
Coding region: 168-1493 (441 amino acids)
Biological process (GO): positive regulation of proteasomal ubiquitin-dependent protein catabolic process; regulation of apoptotic process
Cellular component (GO): nucleus
Molecular function (GO): misfolded protein binding
Source: RefSeq, a predicted model, not a curated record
GCGUGAGUCAUGCAGGUUUGCAGCCAGCCCCAAAGUGGGUGUAUACGCAGCAGAGCGCUAUAAAUACGAGCGCCUCACCGUGCUGUGCACGCGGCGUCGCCAGGAGGAGCGCGCGGCCACCGCUGACCGAGGCGUGCUAGGAUUCCAGAAUUGGAGAAGGAGGCAAGAUGAAGACUCUACUGCUGCUUGUGGGCCUGCUGCUGAGCUGGGAGAAUGGCAGGGCAAUCUCGGACAAAGAGCUCCAGGAAAUGUCCACCGAGGGGAGUAAGUACAUUAAUAAAGAAAUUAAAAAUGCUCUGAAGGAGGUGAAACAGAUAAAGACCCUAAUAGAACAGACCAACGAAGAGCGCAAAUCAUUGCUUGGCUCCUUAGAGGAGGCCAAGAAGAAGAAAGAGGAUGCCCUGAAUGACACCAAGGAUUCUGAAACAAAGCUGAAGGCGUCCCAGGGGGUGUGCAAUGAGACCAUGACGGCCCUCUGGGAGGAGUGUAAGCCUUGCCUGAAACAGACCUGCAUGAAGUUCUACGCGCGUGUCUGCAGAAGCGGUUCGGGACUGGUGGGCCAACAGCUCGAGGAGUUCCUGAACCAGAGCUCCCCCUUCUACUUGUGGAUCAACGGUGACCGCAUCGACUCCCUGCUGGAGAACGACCGGCAGCAGGGUCAUGUGAUGGACGUCAUGGAGGACAGCUUCAACCGUGCAUCCAACAUCAUGGACGAGCUCUUCCAGGACCGGUUCUUCCCCCGGAAGUUCCAGGACACUCAGUACUACUCGCCCUUUGGCUCGUUCCCAAGGGGAUCUCUCUUCUUCAAUCCCAAGUCCCGCUUCGCCCGGAAUGUCAUGCCUUUCCCCUUGUUGGAACCCCUGAACUUCCAUGACGUGUUUCAGCCCUUCUUUGACAUGAUCCACCAGGCCCAGCAGGCCAUGGAUGCCCACAUGCAUAGAACUCCCUACCACUUCCCGAUGGCGGAAUUCCCAGGAGAAAACAGCAGUGACCGCACCGUGUGCAAGGAAAUCCGCCACAACUCCACGGGAUGCCUCAAGAUGAAGGACCAGUGUGAAAAGUGCCAGGAGAUCUUGUCCAUGGACUGUUCAGCCAACGACUCCUCUCAGAUGCAGCUGCGCCAGCAGCUGAACAUGUCCCUGCAGCUGGCGGAGAAGUUCAGUAAGCUCUACGACCAGCUGCUCCAGUCCUACCAGCAGAAGAUGCUGAACACGUCCUCCCUGCUGAAGCAGCUGAACGAGCAGUUCACCUGGGUGUCCCAGCUGGCCAACCUCACGCACAGCGACAGCCAGCACUAUCUCCAGGUCUCCACGGUGAGUUCCCACAGUUCCGACCCCAGCGUUCCCUCUGGCCUCACUAAGGUGGUUGUGAAGCUCUUUGAUUCCUACCCCUUCACUGUGACGGUCCCACAAGAAGUCUCCAAUCCUAAGUUUAUGGAGACUGUGGCAGAGAAAGCGCUACAACAAUACCGCCAGAAGAGCCGGGAGGAGUGA